Molecule: messenger RNA, 2570 nt
Organism: Salarias fasciatus (jewelled blenny)
Lineage: Eukaryota; Metazoa; Chordata; Actinopteri; Blenniiformes; Blenniidae
Gene: eci2
Product: enoyl-CoA delta isomerase 2
Exons: 11
Coding region: 112-1296 (394 amino acids)
Cellular component (GO): mitochondrion; peroxisome
Molecular function (GO): fatty-acyl-CoA binding; delta(3)-delta(2)-enoyl-CoA isomerase activity
Source: RefSeq, a predicted model, not a curated record
UGUAAACAGCGGUCGUACGUUAGCUGCUGGUUAGCUACGUGGCUAAGCUAGUUAACUCUUCAGUAACUACCUCCGUCCUCCUGCACUUUGGACUUCCAUCCCCGGGUUUAAAUGGCUGCUGUGGCCCUGAGGUGCACCGCGCCGUGGCGUUUUGUCAAAAUAAGAAGUUUGGUGCGGUCCAUCAGUCCCGGCCUGACGUUCCACACCGCCGCGGCUCCCAUGAUGGGUGCGACUGUGGAGCAGUUUGAACAGGCGAAGAACAAACUGUCGACGCUGAAGAAAGACCCGGGCAACGAGGUGAAGCUGAAGAUCUACGCUCUCUUCAAACAGGCCACUCAGGGUCCCUGCAACACACCCAAACCCGGCAUGCUGGACUUUGUAAACAAGGUGAAGUGGGACGCCUGGAAGUCGCUGGGCUCGAUACCUCAGGAUGAAGCCCGGCAGCAGUACUGCGACCUGGUGUCCUCCCUGGAGCAGGCGGAGGGGGGAAGCGUGGCCGCCGCCCCCGCGGCGGGCGCCGCAGUGUACGACACGCUGGAGGUGACCACGGAGGACGGCAUCACCACCAUCAAGUUGAACCGGCCGGACAAGAAGAACGCCAUCACCACAGAGAUGUACGACCACAUCAUCGCAGCUCUGGAGAGUGCAGCUAAAGACGACUCGGUCCUCACUGUUGUCACUGGCGCUGGAGAUUUCUACUGCAGCGGCAACGACCUGAGCAACUUCACCAAGAUCCCUGAAGGAGGCGUUGAGGAGAUGGCCAGUCGAGCAGGAGACCUGCUGAGAAAGUACGUGCGGGCUUACAUCGACUUCCCCAAACCUCUGGUGGCCGUGGUGAACGGACCGGCUGUGGGAGUCUCUGUCACCGUGAUGGGACUGUUUGACUUGGUGUAUGCCACAGAGAGGGCUACCUUCCACACUCCGUUCAGUCAGCUGGGUCAGAGCGCCGAGGGCUGCUCCUCCUACACAUUCCCUAAAAUCAUGGGCGCAGCUAAGGCCAACGAGAUGCUGCUGUUCAAUAAGAAGCUGACGGCGACUCAGGCCUGCGAGCUCGGCCUGGUCACCGAAGUUUUCCCCGACAGCAGCUUCCAGUCCGAAGUAUGGACCAGGCUGAAGGAGUACGCCAAGCUGCCGCCCAACUCUCUGGCCCUGUCGAAGCAGCUGAUCCGCUCGGUGGAGAAGGAGCGUCUGUACGCGGUGAACGAUGCGGAGGUGGAGCGUCUGAAGGAGCGGUGGCUGUCCGACGAGUGUAUGAACGCCAUCAUGGGCUUCUUCCAGGCCAAAUCCAAACUCUGAGUGAGAGAGAGCGAGAGGUGGGGGUUAACUGGUGAUGUCUCAUGUUGUAAAGUGAAGCUGGUAGAGCAUCAUGGUUUGUCUGACCCUGGAGGAGGAAACGUGACGUUUCUGUUGGACUUUAGCUUCUCACAUCAAACUCAGACCGGAUCAGGUGGAGCCGUCACGUCGUGAUAAUCUGACACUUUCUGUAAAUGUAGCUCCCAGUCAGUCCUCCUUCAAACAGCAUUUUAUCACACAGUGAAGGUGUUUCUGUUUAUAUGAAGCUUUAGUUGUUUCUGCACUCAUUAACUGAAAAGCAUUUAAAAUCUGAAACGGUGAUAACUAGUCUCCUCGAUAAGACAUCAGAUUUUAUGAAAGAUUCUCAUUUUCUCUGCAAUACUUUCAAAAACUGUUUAUCAUGUUCAUAAUAUUUAAACUAAAACUGCAGAGAGGAAAAAAAACUUGCAUUUUUUGAAUUUAUGUACAUUAAAAUCAGUGAAGAGGAAAAAAAGCCAUUUAAAAAAAAUGUUGAGGUUUGAUCUUAUUUUCUGGAGAAGUCAAAUUAGAAGAUUAAGAUAAAACAUUAAAAAAAAUCCCACAAUUGAAUCUGUGAAACCUUUGUGAAUGACUUCAAAUAUUAAGUUUUUUUUAACCUCUUUAUAGUUAAGUUUAAAGUCACGAACAUGUAAAAUACAGAUUUUGACAAUAUUAGGAGAAAAUGUUUCAUUAGAUCUGAUUUUUGUAAACGAUAGUUUUUCCAGAUGAACCUGAACUCAGAACCACAGAAUCCAUGAAGUUUAAAAAUAAAAAAAAAAGCUCUUUUCUCAGUGAAAGGAAAAAAAGGAAAAAGAUAUGUUUCUCCAGAAUACUGGUGAGAAACAUGUAAGUGAAAUAACAUUGAUGUGAACAUUGACUUGAAAAUGAGGGAAAAAGUUUAAAUGUCAGAAAACAUUCAGUUUUUUUUACCGUUGGUGCUGCUGAUUCCAUUACUGAGUAACCUGUCAGUGUUUCUUUUCACAUGAUUGAGUCCAGUUUGUUCUUUAAAGUGUCGUCUGGAAUCUGAGGAUGUUUGGUUUAAUCUCCACAAACAGAAGAUUGUCUGUGAUCGUUGUGAAAAGAGUCGGAUCGUGAGGUUUGAGUCUGUUUCCAGAAGAAUCUGUAGAUGAGCUUCCUGUCGGUUCGGAGAUUUCCUGUUAGUUAAAGUGCCUUAAACGCUUCUGUAAAACCACCGUCUGCCUCAACUAACGGAUCAAUAAAAGCUCUGAAGUGAAUGAUCAAACACUGAAGCAGAGUUU